AUGGGCUCCAUCAGUGCAGCAAGCACAGAAUUUUGUUUUGAUGUAUUCAAGGAGCUGAAAGUCCAGCAUGUCAAUGAGAACAUCUUCUACUCCCCCCUGAGCAUCAUUUCAGCUCUGUCCAUGGUCUACCUAGGUGCAAGAGAAAACACCAGGGCUCAGAUAGAUAAGGUUGUUCACUUUGAUAAAAUCACAGGAUCUGGAGAGACUAUUGAAUCUCAGUGCGGCACAUCUGUAAGCGUCCACACUUCACUUAAAGACAUGAUUACCCAAAUCACCAAACCAAGCGACAAUUAUUCACUCAGCUUUGCCAGUAGACUUUAUGCUGAAGAAACAUACCCAAUCCUGCCGGAAUACUUACAGUGUGUGAAGGAACUGUAUAAAGAAGGCUUGGCAACUAUCAGCUUUCAGACAGCUGCAGAUCAAGCCAGAGAGUUCAUCAACUCCUGGGUUGAAAGUCAGACAAAUGGAAUGAUCAAAAAUAUCCUUCAACCGGGCUCUGUGGAUCCCCAAACUCAAAUGGUCCUUGUUAAUGCCAUUUACUUCAAAGGAAUGUGGGAGAAAGCAUUUAAGGAUGAAGACACCCAGGCAGUGCCUUUCAGAAUGACUAAGGAAGAAAGCAAACCUGUGCAGAUGAUGUAUCAGAUUGGUUCAUUUAAAGUGGCAGUGAUGGCUUCUGAGAAAAUGAAGAUCCUGGAGCUUCCAUACGCCAGCGGGGAGCUGAGCAUGUUGGUGAUGUUGCCUGAUGAUGUCUCUGGCCUGGAGCAGCUUGAGAACGCAAUCACCUUUGAAAAACUCAUGGAGUGGACCAAUCCUGAUAUGAUGGAAGAGAGGAAAAUGAAAGUGUACCUCCCCCGCAUGAAGAUGGAGGAAAAAUAUAACCUCACAUCUGUCUUAAUGGCCUUGGGUAUGACUGACCUGUUCAGCUCAUCAGCCAAUCUCUCUGGCAUCUCUUCAGCGGAGAGCUUGAAGAUGUCUGAAGCUGUCCAUGAGGCAUUUGUGGAAAUCUAUGAAGCAGGCAGUGAGGUGGUAGGCUCAACAGGAGCUGGGAUGGAGGUUACAAGUGUCUCUGAAGAGUUUAGGGCUGACCACCCUUUCCUCUUCUUGAUCAAGCACAACCCAACCAACAGCAUCCUCUUCUUUGGCAGAUGCUUUUCCCCUUAA
Grus americana (Whooping crane) is the source of this 1161-nucleotide messenger RNA. Its product is annotated as ovalbumin-like. Gene Ontology annotation, molecular function: serine-type endopeptidase inhibitor activity. Bases 1 to 1161 code for a protein of 386 amino acids. The transcript is spliced from 7 exons. The record is from RefSeq and is a predicted model, not a curated record. Lineage: Eukaryota; Metazoa; Chordata; Aves; Gruiformes; Gruidae. Gene Ontology annotation, biological process: negative regulation of endopeptidase activity.